CUGCUUCCUUCCAGCUUCGCGCGUCACUUGAGAUGCUUCACACUCUUUGACAUCUGCUUCCAGGCGUUGGAUUAGCUGAGUGAAAAAAAAGUCUGUCUGAUAAGACUCGGAGUGUGAUUGAAUCCCGGGUUUGUGCGUGCGGGGCGCGCACCUUUCCCCCGCUUGUGUGGAACUCGGUGCGUCCGCUCCUCUCUGCGCGCGCGCCUCCAGUCGGAGCGCAGACUCUGCUCGUCAGCGCACCGCCUGUUAGUCUCAGUUCUCCAAAUGUGACUUUGAGCGACAUCCGCGAGGAUGUAAUGAAACGAGACGCACUUGGACGUGGACUCAGAAGGACAAGAGUCUCCUGUUAGUUUGGUUUCCUUCUUCUUUUCUUUUUUCUGGCCGUCUUCUUCUCCAAAGACGAGUCUCCUCGCCGGCUGACGCCAGUCACUCUCCAGCUUUCUCGUAGUUCACCUUGGCCACACGAAGCUGUUUAUGUAAAGGAUGGAGAUGCUGGACAUUAUAGGAGAAGAAGGACUGGAGUCAGAAGGAUCAGCCAUCAUAGCCACUCUGUUGAACAGCAGCCUAAACAGUUCUGCCAAUUUCACCAACAUCACAUUUUUCCCCUACUAUCAACACUCUCUGUAUGUCGCCGCCGGCUACUUUCUGGCUUACACCUUCAUCUUCCUCUUGUGUAUGGUGGGGAACAUCCUGGUGUGUCUGAUUGUGCUGGAAAACCGAUGCAUGCGCACAGUCACAAACCUGUUCAUCCUCAACCUGGCAAUCAGUGAUCUGCUGGUUGGGAUCUUCUGCAUUCCUACAACGCUGGUGGACAACCUCAUCACAGGUCAGAAACUGUGCGACUCCAAUCCAACUUUUUAUUAAGAGGACUAUAUUGUUCAAUGGCAUUAUUUCACACAUGAACCGUCUUGCUCUUUACAUGACUUUGAAUUGGGAGGUGGCUGUCCCAACUUCUAACACCUACAUUUUUAAGAUAAAAUUGGAUUUCAAGGAUUUAUUUCUUGUUAUUUCUUUAUUUAUGUGUCCUGGGGUCAAACAAUUAGAUUAGUUAACCAAUGACUUGAAUUCUAUG
Molecule: messenger RNA, 1072 nt
Organism: Oryzias melastigma (Indian medaka)
Lineage: Eukaryota; Metazoa; Chordata; Actinopteri; Beloniformes; Adrianichthyidae
Product: neuropeptide FF receptor 1-like
Exons: 2
Coding region: 484-864 (126 amino acids)
Biological process (GO): G protein-coupled receptor signaling pathway
Cellular component (GO): membrane
Molecular function (GO): peptide binding; neuropeptide receptor activity
Source: RefSeq, a predicted model, not a curated record